This is a messenger RNA of Colletotrichum karsti, 1518 nucleotides long. RefSeq names its product cytochrome P450. Gene Ontology annotation, molecular function: iron ion binding; monooxygenase activity; oxidoreductase activity, acting on paired donors, with incorporation or reduction of molecular oxygen. NCBI's taxonomy places the organism in Eukaryota, Fungi, Ascomycota, Sordariomycetes, Glomerellales, Glomerellaceae. Bases 1 to 1518 code for a protein of 505 amino acids. The transcript has 3 exons. The record is from RefSeq and is a predicted model, not a curated record.
AUGGAGACUUUCAAAGAUUCCAUCCUCCCAAACGUAACGCUGCUUACAGCUGCGUUAUUCUUGGGAUUCGGGAUCAUCAUCUACAGAAUCGGCAUCGUUAUCUGGCGGCUGUUCUUCCAUCCCUUAGCUGGGUUCCCUGGGCCCAAGCUCUACGCCGCGUCCCAUCUCCCUUUCUUGAUCAAAAACUACCUGAAGGGAGAUUUCGUCAAGGGUACAGUUGAGUUACACGAAAAGUACGGGCCUAUGGUUCGCAUCUCUCCCAACCGCCUCGCCGUCGAUGGCUCCGUAGCCUGGCCCGAAGUCUUCACAAGACGCCCCCACCAACCCGAAUUCGAAAAGACCAUCGAAGCAUAUGGCCUCACCGAGAGAAUCGGCAUCUUUCCCGCCUAUCGCGAAGAUCAUCGCCGCCAGCGACGUCUCAUGGCCCAUGCCUUUUCCGAAAGCGCUCUGACUGAGCAGGAGGGUUACAUCAAGCACUAUGUCGACCUCCUUAUGUCAAGACUUGGAGAACAAGCCCACAAAGGCAAGCCAGUCGACUUGACAAAAUGGUACAACUUCCUGACAUUCGAUAUCAUCGGCGAACUGGCUUUCGGUGACCCGUUUUACUCUCUCGAAAAAAGCAACUACCACCCCUGGGUCGCCAUGUUGUUCCAGAGCAUCAAGGGCAACGCUAAACUCCAAUUUCUCCUCAAGUACCGCAUCCUGCGGCCUCUCUUACUUCUCAUGAUCGGAGAGAAGGAAAUUGCAAUGAAGGAAGAAUCGGAGAACCUCAGUCGCGUCAAGACCGAUAAGAGGUUAGCGCUCGGCUCGGAUACUCGCAAGGACUUUAUGACAUACAUCCUUCGCAACAACAAGGACGGCAAAGGCAUGACCCACGAAGAGAUUCACAUGAACGCUAGAGGCCUCAUUGUUGCUGGCAGCGAGACGACGGCCACUGCGCUCGCGGGAUUCACGUUCCACUUGACACAUCACCCAGAGGUGUACCAAGCCUUGACCGAAGAGAUCCGUGGAGCAUUUGCCUCGGAAGAAGAGAUCACCAUGAAGUCCACCGCGCGCCUACCGUACCUCCACGCUUGCCUCGAAGAGACCUUGCGAAUCUACCCGCCUGCUGCCGAGACUCCUCCGCGAAUUUCGCCAGGCGAUUACGUGGAUGGUCAGUUCGUGCCUAAAGGGACCAUCAUCUCCGUUUACCAGUGGGCGACGCACCACUCGCCACGCAACUUUACCGACCCCGAAUCCUUCAAGCCGCAGCGCUUUCUGACCGAAAAGCACCCGCUUUACGACCCUCGCUACUCGAACGACAAUAAGGCAUCUUUCAGGCCGUUCGCAUCCGGUCCUCGGGACUGCAUUGGAAAGAAUCUGGCAUAUGCGGAAAUGAGACUUGUCGUGGCUCGACUCCUUUGGAGCUUCGACCUUGAGAUUGAGAAGGGGCAGGACGAUUGGAUCACUUCCCAAGCUGUGUUCGUCGUCUAUGACAAGGGACCUCUUAUGAUCAGACUGAGACCUCGAGCCAAGUAA